Molecule: messenger RNA, 10540 nt
Organism: Penaeus indicus
Lineage: Eukaryota; Metazoa; Arthropoda; Malacostraca; Decapoda; Penaeidae
Gene: Mau2
Product: MAU2 chromatid cohesion factor homolog
Exons: 11
Coding region: 332-2086 (584 amino acids)
Biological process (GO): maintenance of mitotic sister chromatid cohesion; mitotic sister chromatid cohesion
Cellular component (GO): SMC loading complex; chromatin
Molecular function (GO): protein binding; double-stranded DNA binding
Source: RefSeq, a predicted model, not a curated record
CGGGACAAACGGAGGCCUAGUCUCUGGCGCGCCUUAGGCCUACUUCGAAGCCUAGGACCACGCUUUCUGAAAGAGGGAAGCCAGGAGAAGGUGAACGGAAGGGGAAAUAGUGCGAAGAAGGGCGGAAAGAGGAAGGAAAAAGGGACGAAAGAAGCAGGGGAGAAAGGGAGAAAGGAAAGACCUAUGUAUGAGGGCAUCAGGCUUCCGAGUGACUACGUUUCGCAUCCGCCUUGAGAACAAAAGUCAGAUUAUCGGAAAUAACAACAGUAGCGAUAAGAGCAAACCAUAAAUGAAGUAAUAAAUGACUGUUUCCCGUGACUAGACCCAUGCUAUGGCCACCUCCCAGGAUGCCUAUUACCUGUCUCUCCUGGCGCUGGCCGAGAGGUUCCGCACUCAGGAGCCGGCCAACAUCAAGCGGUGCGUGCAGUGUCUCCAGGCGGUGCUCACCUUCCGCCCUCCGCCCAAGGUCGAGGCUCGCACACACCUGCAGAUCGCCAACUUACUCAUCCAGUACACGAAUAACACCCAGUUAGCGCAGGAUCACCUUGAGCAAGCAUGGACUCUUUCUAUGAACAUCGCCGGCUUUGACGAUGUGCGUUCUGAGGCAGCCAGUGAACUUGCGAAACUGUACGAGCAGACAGGAGGCGUUGCGAGGUCCAAGCCUUUGUUGCGCAGGGCCAUCGAACUCUCCCGCCAGAGCGUCUAUUGGCAUUGCCGAAUCAUAUUCCAAGCGGCUCAACUGAGUUUAACGGAGGUUGACUAUGCAAUGGCUAGUACCUACUUGCAAAUGGGUUUGGAAUACUGCCACAUGCAGGGUGUUGCCUAUAACCAGGUGCUUUUUCUUCUCAGCAAAAUUAUGGUGAUGCUCCUAGAAGGCCGUGGUGCUGCUGAGGUCCAGGCGUUGCUCGCUCAGGCCAACCAGAGUGUCGAGCAGUACAAUGGAUCACAAGGCCAGAAGGAGCACCUCAGGGUGUUUUAUUUGGUGCUGCUGGUGUGUCACAACCUGAACAGUGGUCAGGUCAAGAGUGUCAAGCCGGCACUCAAGCAACUUCAACAGUCUAUACAGAAUAUUACCCAGCUGUCUGAACAGGAGGUUAUCCCAAGCAGCACGAGUGAGAUGUUUGCAUGGUUACCUCGCGAACAACUCUGCGUCUUGGUGUACCUCGUCUCCGUGAUGCACUCCAUGCAGGCAGGGUAUAUGGAGAAGGCGCAAAAGUACACUGACAAAGCGCUGCUACAGAUCGACAAACUAAAGGCUGAAGAAAAUACAUCAAUUCUGAGGUCUUUGCAAUUGCUUCUUCUUGAGCACAGUGUUAUGUGCCACCUGAUAAUUGGCUCAAAGGCCCAAGCCAUUAAAGAAAUCGCAAAGGUGUGCCAACUCCUGCAAGAGGAUGCUAAGCAGUUACAGGCUCACCGUGCUCAGCUGCACACUCUACUUGCAGUUUAUGCCAUGAGUAUGAAUAAUUCUGAAGCUGCUGAAAUACAGUUCAAUGCUGCUUUAAGGACCUCAAAAAACAGAGACCUCUGGAUCUUUGCAAACCUCAACCUGGCUGUAGUUUACCUAAGAUGCAAGCGGGAGAGGGACUUUGCCGACAUCAUGGACAGAAUAAACCCCGAGACGCUGCCCACCCAGUCCCAGAGCUUACGAGCCGCUUCCUUUUAUGUUCAGGGCCUUCACGCCUUCUUCACAAGCCGUCACAAUGAUGGAAAGAGAUUUCUGAGAGAGUCCCUGAAGAUGGCCAACGCGGAGGACUUGAAUCGCCUCACGUCCUGCUCCCUGGUGCUCCUUGGACACAUCUUCCUGGCCCUCGGAAACCCCAGGGAGGCGCACAACAUGGUCACGCCGGCCAUGCAGCUGGCUUCCAAAAUCCCCGACCUGCAUCUUCAGCUGUGGUCCUCAGCUAUUCUAAAAGACUUGUACCGGCAGUUUGGGGACGUCCCCCAUGAGCAGGAGAGCAGCCAGAACCACUACAACUUCUCUCAGACGUUACUCACCGACCACACCACGGCCUCUCUCCUUCCCGAACACAGCCUUAUAAAGUGGACGGACGGGCCAUUCCCCCCCUUCAUUGCGGAAAAGGUUUAGAGGAGGGACACGUCUCUGCAGCUGUAGGAUGGCAUAGGGUAAUGUAAGGGAGGGUUGUGACCAGUGAGUGUAACGCUGAGUGAUCAUUUAUAUUCUGAAAGUCCGUUAUUUCCCUCUCCUGUUAAUCCUUACCUUAUAGCUCUGACUACUUAAUGUUUUAGUAUUCCAUCGACCUGAUUUUCAUCUCGUUAAACUCUUACCGAGUACAGAAUAUUAUGUACUGUGGAUUGGGUGGAUCAUGUGCCAACAAAGAAGAGGUUGGGAAGAAAAACAAAAAAGAUAUAUGGGAAAAUAUUUAAUGUUUAUAAAUAAAAUUUCCAUUCACCUGAAAUAGAUUUACAUUUUAUACGUUGUGUGAGAUAAUCAAAAUUCAGUAAUUACAAUAUAGAGCAGACUCUCUCAGUGGCAUUUUCUGUAGAGGAAUGCCAUGAUUUUUAUUUAAGUUAAGAUAUGAUUUGUAAUAUUUCUGUCACGUGACUUUUGAGUACUUUCAUGUACCAUACACUGAUAAGUUUUAUUAUUAUUACACUUUUUAUUAUUAUUAUUAUUAUUAUUAUUAUUAUUAAUAUUUAUAUUAUUUAUAUAUAUAUUUUUUUCAUUAUUAUUAUAGAUAUGAAAGAGUAAACUUGUUCAAAAUAGACAAAAAUCAAAGACAAGAGAAAGGGGAGUUAAACUUAAAGUACCAUUUGUUACUUUAUUGUCAUGUAAUAGCCACAAAGAUUGUUCCAGUUGUAGAGUUUGUUGUAGCUCGUCAUCUCAAAGUUAGCAUAUUAACUUGCUUUAUGAGCUUUAGUUAUCAUUCGCAUUUGAAUUUCUCAUUUCCCCACAAGAAUUUCUCGUCCUUUUUUUUUUUUUUUUUUUUUUUUUUUGACAGCCUCUGCUAGGCUUGCUUGCAUGUUAAUAAUUUUUCUCCUGUUGUUUCACACUGACCUAAAUGCCAUUAAAGCAGCAAUAACAUCUUUUCACAGAAAUGCUUUAGAAAGCUUUAGAUAUUCAUCCAGGAACCAUGCGGAAAGAUUUGAUUACAAGCCAGAUGCUGUUGAUAUGAUUCCCCAAGCUCCGGUCUAAUGCAUUGCUGAUUGUAGUACUGUCAAAGAGACUUUCGUGCGUUUGUUUCUGGCAGUUUCUUAACCCCAUAGGCUAGGAAUAUUCAUGUGUAUUCAUCUUGGGUUUUCCUUACCUCUGUCAUCAUGGUGGGUCAAAGAUAUACUGAUGUGCAAAUUGCAAUCAUGUCUCUGUUAAACCAGUGUGUUUCUAAUUGCAUAAAUAAUUUGUGACUAAAAUUAAUAAGGGAGAACAGGAAACUGAAAGUGCAGUGAAUUGCAACAGUGCAUUAUAUCCAUUUUUAUUUAUAUGUCAUAUUAUAAGUGUGACAGGGGAAUUUAAUUUUUUUCUCAGUGUUGAAAAUUUUGCUUUGCAAUAUCACCAGUGAAUAGUUUUAUUUUUGUAAAAAAUAAUCUAAUUGUAAUAAUAUAGUAAAACCUUUAUGAUAAACAGAGAUGAAAAAGUAAUUUGAAAUUAUGAAUGCUGCUUCAUACAAAUUACCAUAGCAUUUAUGCAUGUCAGUCAACAUACCUAUGUUUUUAAUAUGUGAUUGCUGCUUCUGAUUUUGCCAGAGGAAAAAAAAAGAAAGAUAUAUGUGUGAACUUACCGAAACUUUCCAGUACGCUUUUAUGUGACAAAUAACAUUAGUCAGGAUGUAUAUUCUCCUUCAAAGAUUUUCAUGACAGACAGUGCCUCUGUAUUUUUUGAUGAAUUAUGCAUUGUUGAUUUUUCCAUGUGUGGUAUUAUGCUUAUGAGCUUUUGAGAAAUUGUUUGCUUUCAUUGGUAAUUUUUCUUUCCAGUGCAUAAAUGUUGUAUAGAAAUGUCGUGAUGUAUAUUUUUUUCAUUUUUUUAAGUGCAUUAUGGCCUACUUCUCAUUCAGGAGAACGUUGUUGUUAAUUUUUUAUUAUAUAUUAACUUCCAUUUACUUUUGAUAGAAAGUAUUUAGUGUUGGUAUAGGUUGUAACUUUCUCAAGAUAAAUGCACAAAGAUGUCAUAAAUGUGUGCUUAGUUCGCAAAGAUAAAAAGCAGCACUUUUAUGCAAAAGAGGAUUCUCAGUUUUAUCUUUAAAUCUAUAUUAUACAGAGCGACAGCAUUUUUUUUUUUUUUUUUUUUUUAUUGGUUUAUCUGUUGAGUGCUUGUAUUAGAUAUUAAGGCAAACCUUCAGGAGACGCAUCAGGAAAAUUUCACUCGUUGAAAUUUGUGUCAGAUAGAUUCAGUAGGAGCUGCAUAUUAUCAGGCUUUUGUUAAUAAGGGAGAUAGAUAAUGGUUGAUAGAUAUCGGUGGCGCAAAAUUAGCGGUAGUUUAGAAAGCAUAAGCUAAUCAUAAGGUUUUUGGGUUUCAGAUUACUUGUUAAUUUAACAGCAUGUUGUCCAUCAUGUAUGUACUCGAGAAUAUGUUGUUGCUUUAAGCAUGACAUAUGUUGCUUCUUGUGUUGUUCUGCAUACUGAUAUGAAAAGGGAAAUGAUGUGUAGACCAUAAAAAACUCAUAUUUUUAUGCUUGUGUGUGUGUGUGUGUGUGUGUGUGUGUGUGUGUGUGUGUGUGUGUGUGUGUGUGUGUGUGUGUGUGUGUGUGUGUGUGUGUGUGUGUGUGUGUGUGUAUAUGUGUGUAUAUGUGUGUAUAUGUGUGUGUGUGUGUGUGUGUGUGUGUGUGUGUGUGUGUGUGUGUGUGUGUGUGUGUGUGUGUGUGUGUGUGUGUGUGUGUGUGUACACACGCUUGCGCUUGUUUGUUUAUCUGUCUGUCUGUAUCUGUCACUUUCUCUGUAUCUGCAUCUAUGAGAAUGUAUUGUCUAAGUGAAAACAAGUAUGUAAAUGUAAGUGAGUGAGUGAGAAAGCUCCAUGCUAGUCAAAACCAGGUUGUUAGUUCAUGCAUGGAACCUUGUAUGUGCAUUUAGAGAAGAAAUAUGUAAACCAAGAAAUGUAAAAAGUGCCAAUUGAUGUGCAUUUCAUAAAAUUAUAUUCUUGGCAGUGUAUUAAAAGGAGCAGUUAAAUGAUUCAUUAUAUGGUCUUUACAAACAGGCUUUAAGAAGUGAGUCAUUAAAACUUAACACUAAGCAGAUAUUAUAUAGCUUCUACUGUGCUAAAAUAUAUAGUAUAAAUUUCUGAUAUUUGCAUUUCAGGUAUUUAACCAUUGUUGAUAUUCAUCUUUGCAGUUGAUAAUUAUUCAGUUGAUAUUACCAUUUUUUGUGUAUAAUAUCCUUCAUACUUGAUAAACCAUGCAGAUAUAAUAUUUUUUAAAGUUUGUAGUUUCACAUCUGAGCCAAGAGAUAGUCUUUUGUGUGUGAAUGUGAUUCAGAAUAUGAUGAAUUAAUGAUUAAGUGGAAAUUGAUAGUGCCAAGACUUUUUUUUACUUCAUAUUUGGUUGUUUCAUUUUUUUAUUUCAGUAUUUUGAAAGUUUUGAAUCAUCUACUUAAACUUAACGUUCCUAAAAUUUGCCAUUAAAUAAAUUUGUAAUUUUUUUCUGUUCUUUAUUGGUUAAUAAUAUUUUUGAAAUAAUAUUAAAAAAAAUCAUGCCUGUGAGUCAGGGCUUAGGAUAACUUUUCAAAGGGUUGUUUUUAACCCUUGGCCACUGGGCGGCAUCUACGUACAUGCCUUGGUAUGCUUGGACUAUAUUCCGGGUGGCACGUGCAUACAUGCCAUGAUGUCAAUCCUGUUUUUUGGGGGUAUGUAUGGUCAUGCCACGCACACAAGGGUGAUGACACAAACUCCCGACAGUGGAGCCCGAGCCACUAUAACUAACCAGGAGAGAGGGCUUGCAUGUUAGAAAAUCACUUGUCGGCAUUGGGUUAAAGAAUAAUCCAGGUGUGUUUUCUCUGGAGAGCGUGCAGUGUGACAUAAGUUGUGGGUUGUGUUUUUUAUGUAUCUUGAUCUCAAAGCAAAUUUAAUGUUACCGGAAUGAGAAUGCUGAAUGUUAAAAAGUAAUGAGUUUACCAGAGCUGGGGAAUAACGCCAAUACUCUUGAGACUUCAGAAUUGUCCUCCACAUAUUCCAAAAUUCCCAACGAUUGCAACUCACAGGAAAAAUGACUCAUUCGUUGCUGGUAGUUGUUCUUGUGGUACUGGACCCCCAAAAGAUAAUGGUGAAACUGAGUACUGCUAGAGAAGUGCUAGCAGUGCUAUUGAGUAUGCCUUUCAGUCCUUUAGCAUUUUUAAAAAGGACUACCAGAGGCAACACUGGAAGUUUUUGCAUUUCUUUCCAGGAGGAUGCAAGUCAGUAAUAUUUUUCUAAUGCAAAUUGAUAAAUGAAGGACAUUUCUAAAGUCUUGAAGGACUGGCAGUAUUUCCCAGUUCUGAAAUUUACUACUUCUAGUGUACAUAUUAUUUGUAGUAGGAUUUCUCUUUGUCUUAAGCCACUUCCUUCUGAAAGCAUCCUGGCAUGACAGUUUUUACAUUCCUGUAUUUUUUCUGUUGUGUAUUAUCUGAUAUUGAUGAAAGGAAUGUUGCUAACACUAAUGAUGAUGAAGAUGGUUAAAAAGAUAAAAUUAGGUAAAAUGGAUAAUGAUGGCGAUGAAUAUCAUUAGUAAUACUCAGUAGAUAGUAAAUAUUAUGGCAUGUUUAUUUUUGAUAUCAGUAUUCCUACCAUCAGCUUCAUUAUCAUUAUUGUUAGAAUCAUCACAAUAAUUUCUGUUUUAUUUUUCAUCAGUUUGAAGAUCAGGAAUUCUGUGUUCUUGAUAAGUCACUCCUGAUAUCUGUGAACCCAGUUCUUUAACAGAGCCAGAUGGUCAGACCAGUAACAGUGAUUUUAGCACUGUAUCACUAGAUCUCUAUAUCUCUCUUUGAGCAGUCUUUUUUUUUCGCAUGAACCUCCCUCUUCCCUGUAUACAAACACAUACAUUCACUCAGUCAGUCAGUCAGUCAGUCAGUCAGUCAGUCACUCACUCACUUUCUCAUUCUCUCACUCACUCACUUACUCACUCACUCACUCACUCACUCACUCACUCACACUCUCUCAUUCACUCACUCACAUACUCUCACUCACUCACUCACUCACACUUACUCAUGCUCACUCACUCACACUCACUCUUUCACUCACACUUACUCACUCGCUCACACUCACACUCACUCUCACUCUCACUCGCUCACACUCACUCUCAUUCACUCUCCCUCGCUCACUCUCACUCACUCACUCACUCAUUCCCACUCACUCACACUCACUCACCCACACUCACUCACUCACUCACUCACCCACACUCACUCACCCACACUCACUCACUCACCCUCACUCACUCGCUUACUAACCCACCCACACUCAUUCACUCACCCUCACUCAUUCACUCACUCACUCACUCACUCACUCACUCACUCACUCACUCACUCUCUCACCAACACUCAUUCACUCACCCACACACUCACUCACUCACUCCCUAACCCAUACUCACCCACACUCACUUGUCCUUCUAACUAUAAGUUAACUUGAGAUGUUUCAGUAUUUCCAUUGUGCUGUAACCUCUAUUUAUCAUAAGAUGAGUCUAAAAUUGUAACACAUUUGACUACAUUCAUAUUCCUUUUUUACUCUAUGGAAUAUCACCCAUGAAAUUCCCUUUAUUUUGUUGUGAAAAGUUGAAAUGUGUUUGUGUAUGACAUAGGGAAUGAUACUUUUUUACUAGAUAGCAUCAGGUAAGGAUUCUGUGUGGGCCUUUCCCUCCCCCCAUGUCUGCUAUAAGCAUGAUUUCAUAUGCGGUAAAGCACUCUCUCGUUUGCUUUUGCGUUGAAAGUUUUCCUCGGCUUGUUAUUUCUUCAGCAGGAGAUUCAGGUUUUUGAGUAAAUUGUUUUUUUGUUUUGUUUUUUAACUUUCUAAAUUUCCUGAUUUGUUAAAGGUCUGGGGUUUCAAUGUUUUAGAUUUAUUUUCUCUUGACUCAGUUUUGUGAUUUCUUUUGAAGUAAAUGGAGUAAGAUUUUUUUUUUUUUUUUUUUUUUUAUUAUUAUUACUUAGGAUAAGAAGGAUGUACUUUUAUUCCACACAGUACUUUUAUUUAUACAUAUAACUUGUUCCUUUUCUUAUAACAUUGCAAUCUUUCAUGGUAUGGGAGGCAAUAGGAAAUGCAUUAUCUAAAACAGGAGAUAAUUUUAAAAUGCAAAGAAGAAAAAAGACAGCAUGAAAAAUUUAGCAUGAGUAUUUUUAGCUGCUAGUGAUCGGCUUUCUGUUAAUUUGACAUUUUCUGUUGGUUUUGCACUGUUCUCUGUUUCCACAGUUCUGUGCUGUAGCAGUUUAAGGCUGGUUUUCCAAAUUGUCAAAGAUGGAUAUAAUACAGAUUUGACAAUUCAUUUGGAUGGCAGUUUUAUCUGCAUUGGCAGAAGGGUGGGUAAUGCUUCUUAUGUGAAUCUGAGUUAAUUGAAUGGCUGCGGAAAACAGUAUCUGUUUAAGUAAGUGUUAUUUAGGGCUUGGGUUUACGAUAAUGAUGAUUAAGAUUCUCAUAGAUAAUGUAAGGUUAGAUAUGACUUAGGCUGAUAAUGUUAAAGAUGAAGAUUAUAUAUAAUGUAAUUAUACAUUUUUCAUAUAAACCUUUUGUAUACAGUUUUACAUGUUGGUAAAUUUGAAAUUCCUGUUAACAUAUAUAGGUUUCUGUGAGUAUAUAUGUAUGUCCUAAUGAUCAUGUACAUACGCAUACACAGACAAGUACAUGCAUGCUCAACAUACAAUAACAUAACAUAGCUACAACCACACCCAGUCCUACACCCAUGCCUAAACUCGUAUACAUACCUAUACCUAAAAUCCAUACCAAUACACCAUCAAAAUACACACAUGCAGAUGCACACCCAUACAUGCAUGUAUACACGCACUAACAUUAUUAUAUUUAUAUUAAUAGUUAGUAUGCAUAAAUACAAAUUUAUAUAUAUAGUGAAAAAGUAAAUAAGGUAGGGAAUACUUGAUAAAUGCAAAGAAAGAAUGAUAAUCAACAUGAGAAAAAGAUGCAAAUAACAAUAGCAAGAUUGUUAAAUCAAAUGGACUACAUGAUUUGCUUUAUCCUUUAAAAGUGUUGUUAAUUUUGCAAUAUUUCAAUAAGUAUUUUAGCCCCUGGUCCAUUUCUGGACUGAGUGAUUUGAUAAGACCUUGUGUUCGUCACUCUCUUACUCUCCCUCACUCUCCCUUUCCCACUCCAUUUCCCUCUCCCUCUCCCUCUCCCUCCUCUCCCUCUCCCUCUCCCUCUCCCUCUCCCUCUCCCUCUCCCUCUCCAUCUCCCUCCUCCCAUUUCCUCUCCCUCUCACACCCCCUCCCCCAUCUUCUUCCUCCCUCCUCCCACUUCCUCUAUAUCCUCCCUUUCUCCUCCUUUCUCUUUUAUCAUCUUCCUGUCUCUCCUGUCCUCUCAGUCACCCUUUCUGUUUCAUGAUUUCUGGGACAUGCAUGUGUAUGACCAUUUAAGGAACCCAGUAAAAUGACCAGAUGAUAAUAUAUUCACUGCUGUACCUUUAUUUUUGGAAGACAAUUUUCUCUUAAUUUUAAGUAAGGUUAUGUAUAUUAUUUUUUGGAUAUUGUGUUUGAUUUUGAGUUCGAUGUCAUGGUUACUCUGAAUGUAUUCAAGAGACAGUAUUGAUUUGAAUUAAUUUUGAAAUGGUUUGGCGUACAAGUUUUAUUCAUGAUUGGUGAAUACUGUCUUCAUUAUUGCAAAUUUUCUCAAUUCCAGUCAUUAUUUGAUUUGAUUUACCGAUGAUGUUAUCCAGGUUAUAUGGAUUGCUGAGGGGCAAGUACUUGUAACUUUGAAAGUUAUGAUAACAAAAUUAAUCUAUUUUUACCACCUGGAAAAUGUUUGAAGCUUUAUCAUUAUUAUUUUGAGUAAAGCCUUCUUUUUUUCUUAAAUGUUAGUGACACAGGCAAGUUUUAGAAUAUUUCUGGUAUUUCCAUGACAUAGAUUAAAAUCCCAUGAGAGUAUACUUGUCUUUUCUGUGUCCAUUUUAAGUCUGUAUCACAUUCCACACUAAUAAUGUGUUAGUUUAUGUUUAAGAUGUUCAUUGUACCUUUGGCUGUUAAAAUGGAUUUAUAUAUAUUUUUUUCUUGUGCAAAUAUCCAAUUUAAGUAAUCAUGUCUAGAGCCAUACAAGAAUAAACGGAAUGGAAUGUAAAAGAUAGAAUAAAAAUGGAAAAAUAAAACAAAAUACUUGAAUAAGUAUUUUCAAGAGAGCAUACGACGCAGACUGGACUUUCCCACGCAAAUUUGUUUCUGCUGAGUGUGUGAUUGAAAAUGGCUGAUCUAGUCACAAUUAUACUUUCACCUGUUUGUGUUCAAAUUUCAUUAAGGGUGCCACAGUUUCACAUACAUUUGUGUCUUGAUAAAUAUAUUGUCAUCAUCAUUUUGUCUUUUAUAUUUUAUAUGUAAUAACUAGUUCAAGAUUUUUUAAAAAGAGAAUCAAUGUGGAUUUUUUUUUUUUUUUUCAUAAGAUGUUAUUGUGCAAAAGUAAUUAUUAAAGAUAUUCAGUAUU